This is a messenger RNA of Meloidogyne enterolobii, 399 nucleotides long. The record is from the annotation of a GenBank genome assembly. NCBI's taxonomy places the organism in Eukaryota, Metazoa, Nematoda, Chromadorea, Rhabditida, Meloidogynidae.
AUGUUUAAUAAAAUUAUUUUUAUUUUUAUAUUUGGGUAUGUGUACUGUGAAUAUCGAAGAAUAUGGAAAGUCGAGGAAGCUAAAGUAUCAUUAUUUCGAAGAACACCAAGACCGAGCAGUUUCAAUCAUAUUUUACAUUUACCCCCUCAACCAAAUUUUACAAAUAUAACUUGGACCCCGACUGGUCAUGUAUGGUUUAUUUACGAUGAGGAAAAGAAAGAAUGGAAACAGGUAUACAGACCAACAUUUACAGUAGUGUACCACGAACCAAGUGUGUUUUCUUCAGCUUGGUUAUUUGUAAAAGAGACAUGCUCAGAUAUCGUUGUUGCUGUAAAAUCAUUUGUCAUUGAAUCGGCGAAACUUACAUUCUAUCUAGGUCGGAAACUAAUUCCUAUAUAA